Caenorhabditis angaria is the source of this 2156-nucleotide messenger RNA. The record is from the annotation of a GenBank genome assembly. Lineage: Eukaryota; Metazoa; Nematoda; Chromadorea; Rhabditida; Rhabditidae.
AUGACCGAAGAAUCCAAUGGAAUUGACAUUGAUCGUGUACACAUCAAAAAUAUUCCAAGUUUCAUCGGAUUCAAACAAUUCAAGAAAAUCCUCGAAAAAUCUCUUGGUGACUUAAAGACCAAGAAAAUUCGACAUAUGUCAGAUUAUGCUUAUGUUACAUUCAAUAAUGCCGAAGAUGCACAACAAGCAAUUAGUAUUUUGAAUGGAACCGAAAUUAAGAAGCAUGUUUUGUCAGCUCAACUUGCUGCAACUGAAGUGAAAGAUUUCCGAGCACCAACAAAUAUUAAAGAAAAUGGAACUGAAACCGAACCGAAAGUUGUGAAAACAGCCAGAGAAAGUGUAACUCCAUUAGCUGAUGAAACUUAUGAAAAACAAUUGGAAAUAAAACAAGAAAAUUGCAAAAAGUAAGUUUUGUUUACGUUUUGAAUUAAUUAAUCAAAAAUAAUUUAGAACAAUGGACAAGUUAUACUCGCAACUUCGAGAUAAUCGAAUCCCAGAUAUUGGAAAAAUGGGUGAAUUCCGAAAUCGUCUUCAAAAAGUCAUCGAAGCUCCGAAAACAUCAGAAUACAGAAAUAAAUGCGAAUUCACGAUUGGAUUGGAUUUAAAUGGAGAAAUUUGUGUUGGUUUUGUUGGAGGAAGAUUUUCGAAAAAUCAACAUUAUGUUAUUCCAAUUGAAGGAGUUGAUAUUGUUAGCAGACAAAUGAAAAGUAUUGUUAACGAUGUUCAUGAAUUUGUUAAAGAAUCAGGAAUUCUUCCAUUCGAUGAAUUCGAGCGAAAAGGUUUUUGGAGAAUGUUAACAAUUCGAGAAUUCGGUGGAGAUGUCAUGCUAAUUUUCACGGUUUUUCCACAAGAAGAAGGAGAAUCAAAUAUUGAAAAUGAAAUCAAGGCGAAAAUAUUAGCAAGAUAUCUCAAUCAAUCAACAUUAUCUGAAAAGAAAUUCCGAAUUAGCAGUAUUUAUUGGCAAAGAGUUAUUCAUUGUAGUGAUCCAGUUGUAUUUGAAUUAGUCGGAGGAACACCGUAUAUUUACGAAACUUUAUUGGAUUGUCGGUUUAGAGUUUCACCAGCUGCAUUUUUCCAAACAAAUAGUCAAGCUGCUUCUGUUCUUUAUCAAACAAUUGGUGAGUUUAAUUUUGUAUUUUGAAAAUCUGAAUAAUUCAGAACUCAACUUUUGAUUUUAAAAAAGAAAGAAGAAAAAUCGGAGAAUUUCGAAAAUCAAAAUAACCAUUUCAGGUGAACUUUGUGGUCUGACGGAAUCAAAAUCAGAAAUCAUCUCUACCAUAAAACAAGAAGAAGUGAAAGAAGAAGAAGAGGAAGGUCUACCCGAAAAACGAAUAAAAUUAGAUGAUGCAGAAGUUUCUGAAAAUCAGGCAGAAGUUAAAGAAGUAGAGAAGGAUUAUGGCACAAUAUUAUUGGAUAUUUGUUGUGGAACGGGAACAAUUGGACAAUGUCUACUCAAAAACUUGGAUAAAUCAAUCAAGGUAAUUUUGAGAAUUAAUUGUAAGUUUCAGUUUUUAUGUUUUUCUUCAGGUUUGUUGUAUUGGAAUUGAAAUGAUUGCGGAAGCUGUCGAAGAUGCGAAACAAAACUCAAAGCAAAAUAAAAUGGAAUCUUCUUGGUUAGUUUUCUUUUUCUUGUUUAAAUCUGUUUUUGAACGCCGACCAAAAUUUUAAUGAAACCCAAAUUUUCACCAAAAAUCCUUCGAAAAUUCUGUAAAGUCUAUUCAUAUUUUUUCUACCAAAAGUACAAUUUUUCUCAUUUUCCAGUAAAUAUAUUGCGGGAAAAGCGGAAGAUGUAUUCCGAACAAUGAAAUAUCACGUGCCAAUUCAAUUUGAUCUACGAAAAUCGCGAUUAGUUGGAGUUUUGGAUCCACCAAGAGCUGGAAUGCACGAAAAAGUGAUUUUGGCUUGCAGAGAGUUGGACACUCUUCGAAGAUUGAUUUUUGUAUCGUGUGAACCGAAUGCGGCAAUAAAAAAUAUUGUCGAUUUAUGCAGACAAACGUAAGUUUAUUUUUUAUUUUUCUUUCUAUAGAAACUAUUUUUUGUUUUGAUUCAGGUCUCGAAAAUUUGGUGGUGAGCCUUUCAAAAUCUCAAAAAUUCAACCGGUCGAUAUGUUUCCACAAACAAAUCAUGUUGAAUGGAUUAUUCAAUUAGACAGAUAG